Molecule: messenger RNA, 969 nt
Organism: Lactuca virosa
Lineage: Eukaryota; Viridiplantae; Streptophyta; Magnoliopsida; Asterales; Asteraceae
Source: the annotation of a GenBank genome assembly
AUGAUUACUGAAAACAUGAUCCCAAAUCAUGUUACUUUUCUUGCUGUUCUAUCUGCUUGUAGCUAUUCAAGUUUAUUGGAUCAAGGGUGGGACAUAUUUGAAUCAAUGGGAACAGAUUUCAAGGUAAAACCUAGAGCUAUGCAUUAUGCAUGUAUGAUUGAGUUAUUAAGUCGUGAAGGGUUAUUAGAUGAAGCUUUUUCUUUGAUCCAAAAUGCUCCAUUUAAUCCAACAGUAAACAUGUGGGCUGCUUUGCUUACAGCUUGUAGGGUCCACAAGAAUCUAGAACUUGGAAAGCUUGCAGCUGAAAAAAUAUACGUUACAGUGAGAACAAAGCGUCAUGGUAAUUUGAUUGAUGAAGAAAUAUUUGAGGGUAGUUCGGGAAGUGGAGGAGCUGAAAAUGAAGGGUACCAGAAAGGGAGAAAGUUUUAUCGGCAAAAAGACGAUAAUGACCUUGAUGAUGGUGGGGAAGCGUGUAGUGGCAUAGGAGAAGGACUUGCUGUUGGUGUGGGUGGGAAAUUUGAUGAAAAUAUUGAGCACUCAUCACAGGGUAAAAGAAAAAAGAACAAGAAACUUCUAUUCAGAGAUGAAACUUCUGCAUUGGAUGCACUACAAACAUUGGUUGACUUGUCAUUAAUGAUACAAUCAUCAAAAGGCGAUGAUUCACCUGUAUUAAAAGAUGAUAAGCCAGCAACAGGUACAAAUGACAACAAUGCCCCUGGAAGACCUGGUUCUACAAGUAACAGGAGACACAAAACCAAAGUGUCAGAAAACAGAAAAGAAAAAACAAGUCAACAUCUUUUGAGGUUUUCAUUGAAGAAGAAAAACCUACAGAUAAACUCUUACAUUCCAUACAGUGCUACACCUGAUGAGUAUUCGGCUUCAAGCUCCACAAACCAUGACUUAUCACAAAUCUCACAUGCAAUGCUUAAGUGGGUGGGUUCAGGUUCUAACCUUACACAGAAAGCAUGA